UUCACAAGAGCUUAGUUUCAAUUUGCUGCAAAUUUGAUGGGUCUGGUGUUUAGCCAGAGCGGUUCCCAUUGGAAAACCAGGUGGACCAGCACCAGGAGUGAUGCCAGGGCUGCCUCUGUGCCUUGGGAUGCAGAUCUCCUCAUCCCACAGCAAGGGAUGCAGAGGGUCCCAGCCAUGUCCCCCACUCCUGCCUUCUGUCUCCAUCCAUCCCCCCGCCUGCGGACUCCCAUAGGAGCCUAUUUAAUUCCCGGUCUCUGUGUCAACAGCCAAGUGCGGGUGCGAUGGAGACCUUUUUCAGGCGGCACUUCGGUGGGAAGGGGCUGCGCCGUGCCAGCGCGGUGGCCGUGCCCACGGGCAAAGCCCGGCGGCGUUCCCAAGCCGGGCUGCCCUCAUCCUCGCUGGCCCAGCGCCGCCGCGGCUCCGGAGCCCCACUGCCGGCCCUGUCCUGCCUGGGCCAGCCCCGCAGCCGCCGUCGUCGCUCCAGCACCACGCCGCCCUGCCUCAGCCCGCGCUUUGCCGUGCAGACCAAGCACGGCGGCUGUGCGCGAGCCGUCGAUGCCCAUCUGAUGGGUCCCUCCGUCCUGCUGGCCAGCCUCAUCCCCACUGGAGGGGAAGGGAUGCCCUGCGCUGACACAUCCGAGUCUCUGGAAGAUGAUGCCGAGCGGUGCGCCGAGGAGAGCUGGCUGGCCAUGCUGCCCCGGCUGCGGCCGCUGCAGGCUGCGCUGCUGUCGCGGGGUCCCCGCUGCCUGCGGCGCGCGUCCUCGCACCGCCUGCCCGCCGAGGUCAGCCACGGCCGCGCUGCUCACGGCUUGCCGGGCCGCUACCGCCGCCUCAGCCAGCGCCGCCGCUCCAGCGAUGCUGCCCGGCCCGGGCUGCUGCCCUCGGGGCACCCGCGGCCGCUGGCCCAGCGCUGCAUGGGGGCAGAUGGAGCCGGGUGCUCCUCUGAGUGCUUGGGACUGGAGCCUCCGUGCCGUGCUGCCUUGGAUAGCUGGAGCCCCCGGCUGCUGAAAGCUAUUGCCAAGUCCAGCCUCCAGCACAUGGUAGCCCAGCCCAACCCUGCCCUAGCCCUGAGGAGUGACUCGGAGAGGCAGAUACGCAGCACUGUGGACUGGAGCGAGACUGCAGUCUAUGGGGAGCACAUCUGGUUUGAGACCAAUGUCUCUGGGGACUUUUGCUAUGUUGGGGAGCAGAACUGUAUGGCAAAGCUGCUGCAAAAACCUCUCUCCAGGCGUAAGUGUGCAGCCUGCAAGAUUGUAGUGCAUACACCCUGCAUUGAGCAGCUGGAGAAAAUAAAUUUUCGCUGCAAACCUUCCUUCAGGGAGUCAGGAUCUCGGAAUGUAAGGGAGCCCAUUGUUGUCCGGCAUCACUGGGUACACCGGAGGCGGCAGGAAGGGAAAUGCCGGCAGUGUGGCAAGGGUUUCCAGCAGAAGUUUGCCUUCCACAGUAAAGAGAUUGUAGCCAUCAGCUGUUCCUGGUGCAAGCAAGCGUAUCACAGCAAAGUCUCCUGCUUCAUGCUGCAACACAUCGAAGAGCCCUGCUCACUGGGAGCUCACGCUGCUGUCGUUGUUCCUCCCACCUGGAUCCUGCGGGUCCGGCGGCCCCAGAAUCCACUGAAGUCAAGUAAGAAGAAGAAGAGGACAUCGUUCAAGCGGAAAUCCAGCAAAAAGGGGGCUGAGGACCUGCAGUGUUUCUUGCAGGAAGGGAGGUGGAAACCCUUUGUCAUCAAGCCCAUGCCAGCUCCUCUCAUGAAGCCCUUGCUGGUGUUUGUGAACCCCAAGAGCGGUGGCAAUCAGGGAGCCAAGAUCAUCCAGUCCUUCAUGUGGUAUCUCAACCCACGGCAAGUUUUUGACCUCAGCCAGGGUGGACCCAAGGAGGCGCUGGAGCUGUACCGCAAGGUCCACAACCUCCGGAUCCUGGCAUGUGGGGGAGAUGGCACAGUGGGCUGGAUACUCUCCAUUCUGGACCAGUUACGCCUCAACCCACCUCCUCCUGUGGCCAUCCUACCUUUGGGGACGGGGAAUGACUUGGCCAGGACAAUGAACUGGGGUGGGGGUUACACGGAUGAGCCUCUGUCCAAGAUCCUGUCACACGUGGAAGAUGGGAACAUUGUGCAGCUCGAUCGCUGGAACCUCCAUGUGGAGCCGAACCCUGAUGCAAACCCUGAGGAGAAGGAUGAGACAGCUGCGGACAAGCUCCCCUUGGAUGUCUUUAAUAACUACUUCAGCCUCGGCUUUGAUGCACGGGUGACGCUGGAAUUCCAUGAAUCCCGAGAGGCCAACCCAGAGAAGUUCAACAGCCGGUUUCGGAAUAAAAUGUUCUAUGCUGGGACAGCCUUCUCUGACUUCCUCACUGGGAGCUCCAAAGAUUUGGCAAAGCACGUCAAGCUGGUUUGCGAUGGGACAGACCUGACCUCCAAGAUCCAAGAGCUGAAGCCCCAGUGCCUGGUUUUCCUGAACAUCCCCAGGUACUGUGCUGGCACCAUGCCCUGGGGCAACCCUGGGGAGCACCACGACUUCGAGCCACAGCGCCAUGAUGAUGGCUGCAUUGAAGUUAUUGGCUUCACCAUGACAUCCCUGGCUGCCUUGCAGGUCGGUGGCCAUGGGGAGCGGCUGUAUCAGUGCCGGCAGGUGGUUCUUACCACGUCCAAGGCCAUCCCCAUGCAGGUAGAUGGGGAGCCCUGCAAGCUGGCCGCUUCCUGCAUCCACAUCUCCCUGCGCAACCAAGCCAACAUGGUGCAGAAGACCAAGAGGCGCAACUCCAUGCCUCUGCUCAAUGACCAGCAGCCAGUGCCCGAGCGCUUGCGGAUCCGGGUGAGCCGAAUCAGCAUGCGUGACUAUGAGGCACUGCACUACGACAAGGAAAAGCUCAAGGAAGCCUCCGUGCCGCUGGGAAUCAUCGUGGUUCCAGGAGACAGCGACCUGGAAUUGUGCCGGACCCAAAUCGAGAGGUUGCAGGAGGAUUUCCCUCCCCAGCUCUCUGCUUUAGAGCGCCUGCUCUUUCAGGAGGGAGAUGGAGCCAAACCAAAGACACUGUCAUCCCAGAAGCUGUCACCCAAGUGGUGCUUCCUGGACUCAACCACAGCAGAUCGGUUCUACAGGAUAGACCGUGCACAAGAGCACCUCAACUACGUGACAGAGAUCUCUCAGGAUGAGCUCUAUGUGCUGGACCCAGAGCUAGUGAUCACGCAGACUGUGGGGACCUCUCCUGCCAUGCCUGACCUCGUUGACUUGUCUGCUGCACCCACUGGGGACCAUUUUACAUUCCCUCCCUCUUCCUCUUCUCCACCCUCCUCUCCUGCCCCCAGGGCCGAGGCUGAGUGCUGCCUCCCGCACCAAGAUGACCUGAUAGAAGCUGCCAAGAGUGGCAACUUCAGCAAGUUCCAAGAGCUGCACCGGGCUGGAAGGGACCUGAUGGUGAGAGACUCCUCGGGCCAGACUGUCCUCCACCAUGCUGUCAAAUCAGGGAGCAAGGACAUUGUCAAGUACAUCAUCGAGAAUGCCCCUUCAGAAAUCCUUGAUGCCACAGAGGAGGAGAACGGUGAAACCUGCUUGCACCAGGCUGCAGCCUUACGCCAGCGCACUAUCUGCCACUACAUCGUGGAGGCUGGGGCCUCGCUCAUGAAGACGGACCUGCAGGGAGACACCCCCAAGCACCGGGCUGAGAAAGCCAAUGACCCCGACUUAGCUGCCUACCUCGAGAACCGACAGCACUACCAGAUGAUCCAGCGGGAGGACCAGGAGACUGCUGUGUAGUGCUCGGUGUGCCUUAGCCCAGGCCAGCUCGGGCAGGAUGAGAAGAGGACAAUGCUAACUGGCAGAGCUGUGAGUCUGGCCCAGCCCUCCCUAUGUGUCAACCUGGUCCCCAGAGGAGAUGGAGACAGCAGAGCUCUGCCCCAGCCUGGGCUGGGACUCUUGUUUAUGAGGACAGUGGGUAUUUGGGACUUGAAGCCUGGUUCUUUGUGUGUGUCACCCUUCAUCCUUCGUUCCUGCUCUGGAUGGGUUUCAUCCCAUAGCCCUGUUGGGCUAGGUCAGGAUGAUGGUCCUGGUCACCCUUUGUGCGCAGGAGUGAUCCUGAUACCCCCUCUGCAGGCUCCUACCUAUGAUCCUUGUGGGAUAUUAUUGCUUGCCCCUUCUCCCUGCUGGCAGUGCCCUCCUUUAGAUGCUUGGCUAGGUCCAUGUCCUGUUCCUCCUCUCCUGUCUGGCACAGCUGCAGGAGGCAUAGGCUUUAUGGGCAGACAGCAGAGACCAUGAGCCUCAGACUUUACCACAAGGGAAGCACCCUUGCUGCCCCUGCCUCCAGCUCCCUCAUGUUGGUUUGGGGCUGCCCUGGGUCUCUUGUGUUGCCCUACCAGGGCCUUCUGCAGCAGGAGGCAUGUCCCUUGUGCACCCAGCCUUUCCACAGAGUAUCAUCAGGAAGCAGGGCAGCCACUGUCCUCAUGGUUGCCUUUAGUGCUGUGCUUGGCCUGGGCAGUGGCUGUGGUGGAGCGUGUUUUAUUUCCCAAAUCCCAAUUUGGAUUUGGCUGCCCUCCCUGCUUGAGAUGUUGCACUGGGGUGGAGGGGCAGUGAUGGGGUCAGUGCCACUCAGGGAUUCCUUCCGUGCCCCCCAGUCUGGCAACUCGCACCCUCUGAGUUUUGACUCCUGCCAUCCUGUAAACAGGGUGCAGGGCUUUGCAGGGAACACUUGGGAGCUCUCCCAGCCCAGACACAAGCUCCCUGGGCAAACACCAGCUCACCCUCUCCAGAUUUAACAGAAAGAGGGAUUUGGAUGCAUAGAAAGCAUCAGGGCUCCCAGCACUGAGUCACACCUGCAGUGGGAUGGCAUUUCACCUACCAGGGGCAAGAGGCACCAUGACCCAUCUCCCCUGCAGAUGCUGUGGGUGCUGAGCAUCCACAGAGGCAUCAAGCCAGCCCUUCAGCAAGGAUUUCACAGAACUGACAGUCUCUGGGACCAGGAGGUGUCAGCAGAGGAGGAAAGCUAGUGGCUCUGGGCCUUGCAGACCUGCUUGGCACCAAGGGGUGAGCAAUGGUUGUGGUGCUCACAACUCGGGUCUCAGGAGAGGAGGAUGCUGCUGUUGGGGUCUGUGUGGCCCCACCUGCACUAUGCCCACUGGUGGCACCAUUUGAACCCCUCUUAAUACCAAUACCAACAAAAGGCAUGAGGAUACCACAGAGAACCAGGACACCCUUCAGGCUUUUUGGCUGAGGGGCAGAGUUCCCUUGAAGGAUGGCAGUUGCUGUGAUGGGGAGAGAGGCACAGAGCAGUGCAGAGUGCCAGGGGCCGGCAACUGUUAACCAUAGCAUCCCAAUGUGAUCAGAGCCGGGGUGCUCCAGCAGCACCUGGAGUUCCCAUCAGCACUGCUCACAGGACACAGACAAAGCACUGUCAUCUUCUCAGAGGUCCAGACCACUGCCCCCCAGCCGGGACACCCAGAGGCGUUUACAGCCCCAGCUUCCCCUUUCCUCUCCAGUUUUGUAUCUUCCCUUAGAGUUUUUGUACAGGUAGUUAAGAGACACACUGUUCCCCUCCCCUGGCCCCUCCGUGCCGAGUUGCUGUGCAAUUCCAAGCCUGGCUUGUGUUGUGGCUAAAGGCGGAGGGGGUGUUGGUUGCCCUGCCUGCUGAGGGCAGGGGUUCUGUGCAAUACCUGGGUCUGUGUUUCCUAGAUGCUGUUGUAGGACUGUAUUUUUGUAUCUCUGCGAGGGUGCCGGCUCCAGCAGGCUCAGGGCCUGGCACAAGCCUGCGUUCCCGUCGCUUUUUGACUUGGAUUGUUUGGAUGUUGUUGUUUCUUGCUGUUGAAAUAAAGAGAUGGAUGUUUUA
Pezoporus occidentalis (night parrot) is the source of this 5814-nucleotide messenger RNA. It is a transcript of the gene DGKZ, whose product is annotated as diacylglycerol kinase zeta. Gene Ontology annotation, biological process: intracellular signal transduction; regulation of synaptic transmission, glutamatergic; diacylglycerol metabolic process. Gene Ontology annotation, molecular function: protein binding; ATP-dependent diacylglycerol kinase activity. The coding region runs from base 282 to 3752 and encodes 1156 amino acids. The record is from RefSeq and is a predicted model, not a curated record. Gene Ontology annotation, cellular component: nucleus. The transcript has 32 exons. NCBI's taxonomy places the organism in Eukaryota, Metazoa, Chordata, Aves, Psittaciformes, Psittacidae.